UUACCUUUUAGCUGAGCCAGAAGAGUGGCUCUUAAUGCUUUUUGUUCAUGAACCUCUGUUCCGAAGUGUGGUGAAACUCCUCUCCAAAGGCUGCCUCCUUCCACCUGUUGUUCUGCCCAGCCCCACACAGCUAUUUGGACCUCCAAACCAUCAGAAAAAACACACUCCCUGCCAUCGAGUUGAUGCUGACCCUAUAUGAUAGGGUCGAACAGCCCCCUAUUUAUCUUAAAUGACCUCACUCACUUGGCCACUGGUUCAGAGGCAAGAUGAGCCAAUCAGAGUCCUUACCCAGAAUUUUUAGAACUGAAACUGAGAAAGAGAAUCCGUCUUCAGUGUGGAAGCCAAAAAAAUGUGAAGCAUAGGAGCUGCCGGCAGCCAUGUAACCUGCCAUGUGGAACCAGCUGGCCUGCAGUGAAAAAGAAUGACGCCGACAUACAGAGAGAAGCUGAGAACCAUGUGUGCUCAGUACUGCAUCUCCUUUGCUGAUGUUGAAAAAGCUCGUGCUAACAUUGAAGAUUUUAUCCACCUUACACCAGUCUUAACGAGCUCCAUUUUGAAUCAAGUAGCAGGGCGCAAUCUUUUCUUCAAAUGUGAACUCUUUCAGAAAACGGGAUCGUUUAAGAUCCGUGGUGCCCUGAACGCAAUCAGAGACUUGAUUCCUGCCACUUCAGAAGGGAAGAAGCCCAAAGCGGUGGUUACUCACAGCAGUGGGAACCAUGGCCAGGCUCUCACCUACGCUGCCAAAUUGGAAGGUAUUCCUGCUUAUAUUGUGGUGCCCAAAACAGCUCCCAACUGUAAGAAAUUGGCAAUACAGGCCUACGGAGCCUCUAUAGUUUACAGUGAACAGAGUGACGAGUCCAGAGAAAAUGUUACCAAAAGAAUUCUGAAGGAAACAGAAGGCAUCAUGAUACAUCCCAACCAGGAGCCCACGGUGAUAGCUGGCCAAGGGACAAUCGCCCUGGAAGUGCUCAACCAGGUCCCGUUGGUGGAUGCACUGGUAGUCCCUGUAGGGGGAGGAGGAAUGGUUGCUGGAAUCGCGAUUGCAGUUAAGGCUCUGAGACCUAGUGUGAAAGUGUACGCUGCUGAACCCUUGAAUGCAGAUGACUGCUACCAGUCCAAGUUGAAAGGGGAACUGAUCCCCAAUCCUUACUCUCCAGAAACCAUAGCCGAUGGUGUUAAAUCCAGCAUUGGCCUAAACACCUGGCCUAUCAUAAGAGACCUUGUGGAUGAUGUCUUCACGGUCACAGAGGAUGAGAUUAAGCAUGCAACCCAGCUGGUGUGGGAGAGGAUGAAACUACUCAUUGAACCUACAGCGGGUGUGGGAGUAGCUGCUGUCCUGUCUCCGCAUUUUCAAGCCGUGUCCCCAGAAGUAAAGAACAUUUGUAUUGUGCUCAGUGGCGGAAAUGUAGACUUAGCGUCCCUAACUUGGGUGAAGCAGGCUGAAAGGCCAGCUCCAUAUCAGUCGGUUUGUUUUUAAUUUAUGUAAAAGACGGGUUUCAGUGUCCCUAUAGAUACUUACAAGCUUUCCCCUCAGUGGGUGUCAAAUCUCUUGUCUUCUCUUAAAACAGAUCUUUAAAAUCCCAAUUGAGAGUUGCUAUUUCUCAAUAAUUUAAUAGGGUUUUUUUGGGAGGCGGGGGUGAACUAUCAACAGAAAAGUGGCCAUAUUUAACUGAGACACCUUGCUGAGGUCAAGAAAAGCCAUAGCAGGCCUAUAGGCUUAAGGAGAAGAUGCCAAUGUUGCCCAAUCACAACAUGCAAGCCCUCCUGUCCAUAAAUCACCAACUGCGAGUAACAAGACCGAAUCCCUUGAGUCCGCUAUUCCAUAUCCACUUCAGGCACUGCUGUCGAAACCUCGCUUUGCACCCAAGGCACUGGUUCUGGCACAUAAGGAUCAUAAGUCCAUUUUGGGAAAACUCGUUUGUAGAGGUUCAUCAAUACUGUGUCCUGAGAUUUGAGCUUCCCAUCAAACGUGCACUUCAUGUGGCCAUGAGUACCUAGAAAGUAAACAGCAAAUUAGUCAGAAUCGAACACCUGUAGCUUGCUAGUAACUUAGUAGCACUGGGAAACUAGCCAAGGUCCCGAACCCUGCAUUCUCUCACCUAAAGGCUCCUUGAUGUGUCCCCGACGGCCCCACUUUGUUCUCAGUUCCACUGGCUUAAACCACAGAACAUCCUCUAAGAAGGAGACAUGGCAGAAGACCAAGAUGAAAUACUUACGAAAUGUUGGCCCCCAACCUCAUCCCGCACAGGCUACCAGGUCCCCUCUACCUACCUCUGCUGAAAAACAUGUAACGCACUACUGCCAUCUUGGUCAAGAUUUUGAAAGGAUGACCACUCAGAACCACCCGUUUGAUGACCAUUCGGUCGGGAUCCACUGACAACAGAUGGCCUGUAGCAAUGAGGCUGUGCAUGCCUACAGGACAAAAGUAGAGCGACUGUUCAGCAGGCGAGGCCAAAUCAUUAGUUUAGGGUACUGGCCCCACUAUUUGGCCCCCUUUUCAGAAAUAAAUAGUGCCCCCUAGUAAUUAAAAACUUGUACCAUAAUCCAAAAUAAAGUGUUGGUAUCUGUU
Molecule: messenger RNA, 2569 nt
Organism: Echinops telfairi (small Madagascar hedgehog)
Lineage: Eukaryota; Metazoa; Chordata; Mammalia; Afrosoricida; Tenrecidae
Gene: SRR
Product: serine racemase
Exons: 9
Coding region: 422-1477 (351 amino acids)
Biological process (GO): L-serine metabolic process; pyruvate biosynthetic process; D-serine biosynthetic process
Cellular component (GO): cytoplasm
Molecular function (GO): magnesium ion binding; L-serine ammonia-lyase activity; serine racemase activity
Source: RefSeq, a predicted model, not a curated record